Molecule: messenger RNA, 127 nt
Organism: Funneliformis geosporum
Lineage: Eukaryota; Fungi; Glomeromycota; Glomeromycetes; Glomerales; Glomeraceae
Source: the annotation of a GenBank genome assembly
CUGAAGAUAUGUUAUGUUCUGUAGCAAUGGUCAAGACUGAUUUAUGUUCUUCUGAAGAAAUGAUAAAUGGGAAGGAUGAAGGAAUUGGGUCAGAUGAUAUCUUGUCAAUGAAAACUUUUAUUUUAUG